Molecule: messenger RNA, 1523 nt
Organism: Ylistrum balloti
Lineage: Eukaryota; Metazoa; Mollusca; Bivalvia; Pectinida; Pectinidae
Product: oxidoreductase NAD-binding domain-containing protein 1-like
Exons: 7
Coding region: 26-964 (312 amino acids)
Cellular component (GO): mitochondrion
Molecular function (GO): oxidoreductase activity
Source: RefSeq, a predicted model, not a curated record
AGUCCGUGUGAGGAAGAUAUUUGAUAUGAUAACCAAUCAUUGUCUGAAAUACAUAUCAAAUUUCUCGAGAGUCAGUUUUUUGAGAAUAGCGUCGAAAGCAUCCACGAGAUUCUGUGUCAGGCGCAUGUCCUUGGACCACCUUCAAAGAACAGCCAGUAACACUAGACACAACGUUGUGUCUGGUGCGACAGUUGUCAAGGUGAAGGAUGAGUCGUCAACAGUGAAAAAGCUGACCUUGAAGGUCCAUGAUAAGCGUUUUUUCUUCAAGGCAGGGCAAUGGGUGGACAUGAUGAUUCCCAAGGUAGAAAAAGUGGGUGGUUUUUCAAUGUGUUCUUCACCACGGAAACUAGCUCAGGAUGGCUUGUUGGACCUGGCAGUUAAGAAAAGUAAUCACCCACCAGCUCAUUGGGUCCAUACACAGUGCAGAGAAGGUAUUGAAGUGAAUAUACGAUCAGGAGGUGAUACAUUCUACGACCCGAAACCUGACGACCCACAACCAGACCUUCUCCUAUUGGCCGGAGGAAUCGGAAUCAAUCCACUGUACAGUAUUUUGUGUCAUGUAACAGAUCUGUUACCGAAAAAGGAAGAGAAUUUUGUAAUACUAGACAAAAAUACAGCAGGGGCAGACAACUUCGACCAUGCACCAAAUAAAGUUUGCUUGCUGUAUUCCGCCAGCGUUGAAGAUGAACUGAUAUUUCAGAGAGAGUUAUCUGAGGCAGUCGAACAGUAUCCAUGUGUUGACUGUCAGUAUUUCCUCACAAGGGAAACCACUCAAAAAACAUCACUGCCUGUAAAAAACCGAAGAAUUAACCACCAAGAUAUACAAGAUUCGUUUAGGAGACUAAGAAAGGAGAAAACCAUGGUUUAUAUUUGUGGCCCCUCCCCUAUGAUAGAAACCAUGGAAACUAUUCUCCUCGGAGCUGGGAUUGGUCAACAGCAGAUCCUAUUUGAGAAAUGGUGGUAGCAGAGUGACUGAUAACUGUAGCUGCUUUUAUCCAGGUUACCGACUUUGAAACGUUGGUUGCAGAUUUUUCAAUUAACUGUGUUUAUCUUUAUAUAUGCCCAGCAUUUGAAUUAUUUCGAAAAUUCAGGGGAUGGGCCUGUUACAGAUCAAUAGAAUAGCAUUUGUGUAUAACUUAUUUUAGUAAGUACAAAACAACUUUUUACGUCGCCCUAGGAUUAGGUUAUUGUCGAUGACGUCAUUUAUAUGACACAACUUUUUCCAGUCUAUAUUAAUCACUCUUGUUGGCCCGGUGGAGGCAUGCAUGGAGUCUUCUAUACUUUAAGAAGAACCUGUAGUACCUGGAGAAAAUCCAAGUGGUCCAACAAAUGAGCCUCUACUUAUUUACAUCUGUUCUGGGACCAAACCCCAAAGCCUGAAGGUUAGAAGCUAGUGUUUUACCAAUGUACCAAUUGACCUUAUGAUGAGACAUGGGCUUAUUGCUAGAUAAAUUCAGUGUUUUGUUUGUUUUUAUUUGAAGUGAUUAAAAUCAGUAUAUAAAAACAAAUCCAGGCAGUUUUAA